AUGAAACGGUGCGAGACACAAUAUCCAUUUGUUGUGAUGGUCACACCCACAGUCGAUACAAAUACGCGGCAAGUACUUCAGCAAAUGGGAUGUAUCGUACGUGAUGUGGACGUGUGGCAUGUAGACCGUCCUCACGAGAUCAUGGCGACGGAGCGAUUCAUACACGUGUGGACGAAGCUACGUGCAUUCGAGCUCUAUGAAUAUGACCGAGUGAUUAUGAUUGACUCCGACAUGCUCAUGUGCCAGCAGAUGGACGAGCUAUUUGAACUAGAACUACCGCCCGACACUAUAGCGAGCGGCUUGGCGUGUACUUGCAACCCAAAUGCGAUACCCACAUACCCCCCGGAUUGGACACCAGAGAACUGUGGCUAUGCGCUUCGACCACAUCCACCGCCAAGAUCUGUGAGGAAACGAUCAACCCACCAUCUCAUGAAUAGUGGAACGGUGGUGCUGCGUCCAAGCAUGAGACACUCUGAAGCCAUUCACGGAUUUAUGCGAGAGCACGCCGAGCGUAUCGCGCAGUACCGAUUCCCUGAUCAAGAUCUACUCGCGGACAUGUAUCGUGAACAUUGGGUUGUUCUUCCGUGGUACUAUAACGCACUCAAGACACUUCGUAGAUGUCAUCGCGACCUUUGGAACGAUCGACACGUACGCAUGAUCCACUAUAUUCUCGAUAAACCGUGGCAGACUGGCCCACAGAGCGCGGCUCGAGAUGACCCUGACGCGCACCUCCAUUCGACAUGGUGGAGCACGUAUCGGUCCUUAGCUGCUGAUCCCACGCGCGUCGGACUGACGCGUGAGAGAUGGACGUGCGAUAUAGCUGUCCAUGUGAAUGACAGCACACCCUCUAGGAACGUGGUUGCAGACAAGGCCAGAACAUUGGAAGAAAACAACAUGGCAUUCAUGGGUAUACAGAUGAAGUAG
This is a messenger RNA of Malassezia globosa CBS 7966, 924 nucleotides long. RefSeq lists its product as uncharacterized. The transcript is spliced from 2 exons. Gene Ontology annotation, molecular function: glycosyltransferase activity. NCBI's taxonomy places the organism in Eukaryota, Fungi, Basidiomycota, Malasseziomycetes, Malasseziales, Malasseziaceae. Bases 1 to 924 code for a protein of 307 amino acids. The record is from RefSeq and is a predicted model, not a curated record.